AUGGAUAUGGUGAUGAAGUUGGGAACAUCAAGUGCAGUGGUGAUAUUCACUAAGAGUAGUUGUUGCAUUUCUCACAGCAUCGAAACUCUUAUCCGUAGUUUUGGAGCAAACCCUAUAAUUUACGAGCUCGAUACUCAUCCAAAUGGAAAGAAAAUGGAAAAGGCAUUGAUGAAACUAGGGUGUCAACCAACACCAGCAAUAUUUAUAGGGAAAGAAUUAGUUGGUGGUGCAACUGAGAUAAUGAGCCUUAAUGUGAGGGGCAAGCUUAAGCAAUUACUCAUUAGGGCUAAUGCCAUUUGGGUAUAG
Solanum stenotomum is the source of this 306-nucleotide messenger RNA. RefSeq names its product monothiol glutaredoxin-S2-like. The coding region runs from base 1 to 306 and encodes 101 amino acids. The record is from RefSeq and is a predicted model, not a curated record. Lineage: Eukaryota; Viridiplantae; Streptophyta; Magnoliopsida; Solanales; Solanaceae. The transcript has a single exon.